ACGCGGCGACGCCCUAGCACGCACACAGCCGCCGCCAGCGCUCGCCCUUCCGCAGGAGCGCCGCCGCCCAGCGCUCGCCCUUCCGCAGGAGCGCUGCCGCUCGCCGGCAACGAGGCACUGGCAAGAGGGAGCGCCGACACCCGACACGCUGCAGCACGAGCGCCGCCAGCUGCCGUCCGUCCACCCGCGAUGAACCUCCGGACUGAUUUCUUCCGUGACGAAUCUCCAAACACCUGUGAGACAGCUUUCGCCCACAGGGAGGCCGCAGAGAAGGGUGAGUCCGCGCUGCAGCUACUACAGGAUGCAGACCCAGCUCUCUUCCUCGCCCCGUCCACGGACCUCGCCGCCGCCGCCCGCGCGGCCUCACAGCGCAUCUACUCCUCGCUGGCACCGCUCUCCCCUGCGCAGCCGCCCCCGCUCCCCACCCUCCUUGUGGACGCGGCCUUUGAUGCCGAGCAGAUUUGGUCCCAGAUCGAGCUGCUUGCUCGUCCAAUCCUCCCCCACUUGCGCCGCCAACUCCGUCACCUCGAGCAGCAGCCCCCAUCGCAACCAAAGGCAGCUCUUCCUGUGGAGACGCCUGCUGAUGCUGAGGAGGAGCAGCCAGAGGACAGACAGGAUAGUGAAAUGGAUGGGUUGAAGGAGCUGGAGGAGAUAGAUGACAAUGAUGAUUUGGGAGACGAUGACGAUUUGGAUGACGGUGAGGAGGAGGAGGAGGAGGAGGAGAGGAUAAGAGGGAAUUUGAAAGGUUUGGAAGACCAGUUCCUGAAGAUAGAUGAGAUGGCGGAGUUUCUGGUUAAGGGGGAUGAAGAGGAGUAUGGCGGCGGUGCCAACCAAGGAGAGAAGAAGGCAACAAAAAACUGGAUGGAGGAGAGUGAUGAUGAGGGUGAGGACAGAGAUGAGGAUGACGAUGAGGAUGAAGAUGAUGAUGAAGGCCAAUUGGAUUUGGAAGAUUUUGAGGAUGACGAUGAAGAGGGCGAAGGAGAAGACAGUGGAGGUAUAAUGUACAAGGAUUUUUUUAUGAAAGGCCAUAACCAGCAAGUCAAUCAGAGAGUUGGUUCCACAAAGAAAGUUCAAUUCAAGGAUGAAGCACACGAAACUGAACUUGGUGGCAGUGAGAUCGAUGAUGGAAAUGAAGAACAGGGUCUCUCAACCCAUGAAAAGGAGCGUCUGAAGAUGCAUGCUAAAAUAGAGCAAAUGGAGAAAGCUAAUCUUGAACCUGGUACUUGGACCAUGCAUGGAGAGGUUACUGCUUCAAGCAGGCCCAAAAACAGCGCCCUAGAAGUGGACCUUGAUUUUGAGCACAAUGUAAGACCUGCCCCAGUAAUCACUGAGGAAAUCACAACUUAUCUUGAAGAGAUGAUAAAGAAAAGAAUUGCAGAGGGUCAUUUUGAUGAUGUUGAGAAGCCUUCUCUCAUUCCAUCUAAAGCUCCCAAGGAGCAUAAGGAACUGGAUGAAAGUAAGAGCAAAAAGGGUCUUGCUGAACUGUAUGAGGAUGAUUAUGCACAAAAAGCAGGCAUUACACCUGCCCCUCUAUCUAUUUCAGAUGAACUAAAGAAAGAGGCAAAUACUUUAUUUAAGAGGAUAUGCUUGAAGUUGGAUGCGCUAUCACAUUUCCACUUUGCUCCAAAGCCGGUCAUCGAAGAUAUGUCUGUACAAGCUAAUGUGCCAGCCUUAGCAAUGGAAGAGAUUGCCCCUGUAGCUGUUUCUGAUGCUGCGAUGCUAGCUCCUGAAGAAAUAUUUGAAGGAAAAGGCGAUAUUAAGGAAGAGGGGGAACUUACACAGGCUGAGCGCAAAAGAAGAAGAGCCAACAAGAAAAGAAGAUAUGCUGGAUCACACUAGGAGGGGCCAGCCAAGUUGCAGAAAGAUUAGACUCAAUGUUUGUGAAGCAAGGACUGCCUGCAUGCCACUGUCUGUCCUAAGUUACCAUAUAUUGAGUUGGAAAGGGGUCCAAGAGCGGUAACUACAGAUUUCCAAUGCUGAUUGUACUCCUUACUAUAGUCUGUGCUUGCUUCUCACAUGGUUACGAAAGUGCAAGCGUUUUGACUUGCUGAGGUGUAAUUGUGAGGUUGCUGGUGGGAGUGUGUUUUGGAGCUCUUUAGGAAGCUGGUAGUGAAAUUUUGGAAAGUAUGCUGAUAGUGAGUGAACUUUCAGAAAGUAAGAUGAUACUGGAAUUUCAGAAAGUUCACAUUACGGUGACUUCGUAGUUUGUACUAAGGGCGUGUUUGCUUGUCUACUAAUUUUGCCACACAUUCUUGAGUAUGGUGGCUAAACGUACUA
Molecule: messenger RNA, 2277 nt
Organism: Panicum hallii
Lineage: Eukaryota; Viridiplantae; Streptophyta; Magnoliopsida; Poales; Poaceae
Product: U3 small nucleolar ribonucleoprotein protein MPP10
Exons: 13
Coding region: 190-1839 (549 amino acids)
Biological process (GO): rRNA processing
Cellular component (GO): Mpp10 complex; sno(s)RNA-containing ribonucleoprotein complex; small-subunit processome
Source: RefSeq, a predicted model, not a curated record